Plutella xylostella (diamondback moth) is the source of this 1531-nucleotide messenger RNA. RefSeq names its product innexin 7 (gene Inx7). The record is from RefSeq and is a predicted model, not a curated record. Lineage: Eukaryota; Metazoa; Arthropoda; Insecta; Lepidoptera; Plutellidae. Gene Ontology annotation, biological process: phototransduction. Gene Ontology annotation, cellular component: plasma membrane; gap junction. Gene Ontology annotation, molecular function: gap junction channel activity.
AACCUCCUUAGCACGAAUACUCCUUUAAUCUGCAGUCAGCCAUUGUCAAAAGAGGUGAUACUCGUUUUCAGCAAGGAGUUUGGUUAAUUUUCACUUAACAUGACGUCAGUGUUUUGUUUUUGACAUUAGGAGAUCGAUCCGGUGAAAUUUUAGGUGUACCCACAGAAUGAUCUGAAGUUUUUUUCCGCAUACAAAUAGACCCAAUAUAACCAUUCAGGAUGCAGUUGUGGAAGUUUUCUAUCAAGUCUGUGGGGCCGCAGCUGAAGUUUAACCCUUCGAAGCCGAGUAUAGAGAACUUCGCCUUCAAACUGCAUUACAGAGCGACGGUGGUGCUGCUGCUGGCGUGCGUGGUGCUGGUCUGCGGGCGCGAGUACUUCGGGGAGCACAUCCGCUGCAUCAGCGACGGCGGCGUCCCGGAGCACGUCAUCCAGACCUACUGCUUCUUCAUGGCUACCUUUACUAUUGUCCGGCACUACAACGAGACCCUACUACAAAGCGGCUUCCUCCCACACCCGGGGGUCGGCCCGAUUGCCGGCUCGGACGAGACGCUGCACCACACCUACUACCAGUGGGUGCCCUUCGUGCUGUUCCUGCAGUCCAUGGCCUUCUACUUGCCGCACUCCAUAUGGAAGAAGAAGGAAGGCGGUCGAGUGAAGGCGCUCGUGGAUGGACUGCAGAUGGCCAGGAUCGCCAUCGAAGACGACGACAUGCAAGUAAACGGACAGAAUAUUCCCUCCAGAAGUACUCUGGAGAAGCGCCUCGACAUCAUCAGGAAGGAUAUCGUGUUGAGGCUCCGCAUCACCCGCACGUGGUCCGUGUGGCUGGUCUCCAUGGAAGUCGCCAACCUGCUGAACAUCAUCCUGCAGAUCUACUUGACAAAUAAGUUUCUGAACGGACACUUCUACGUUCUCGGCCUCUCGCUGUUCAAUGUCAACUGGAACACCAUCGCUGAUCCUCUAGAGACUGUGUUCCCCAAGGUGACGAAGUGCAUCUUCCACAAGUACGGCCCCAGCGGCUCCAUCCAGCAGCACGACGCGCUGUGCGUGAUGGCGCUCAACAUCAUCCACGAGAAGAUCUACACGCUGCUGUGGUUCUGGUUCUUCUUCCUCCUCCUCGUCUCUAUCAUUGCGGUGGCGUGGCGCAUAUCCACGUUCUACCUGUACCGGCGCUCCCCUCGGUUCAACGAGAUGAUGUUCAAGCAGGUCAGCUCCAGCAAGUUCGACCCAUACACCGUCAUCAGCGUCGUCAACGGCUGCCAGUUCGCUGACUGGCUGUUCCUCUACUACCUGGCGAAGAACAUGAACGGAUUUGUGUUCCAGGAGCUCUUCAAGCGUCUAGCCGAGGAGCUAUCGACCAGAGACAUGCCGUUCGACCAGGACGGCCACGAGGAGUCGGGAGCCACGCCCGUGCUGGUCGGCCGAGUGGACUACGACGACGAGACCCUGCCGCUGAAGGAUGCCAAGAAGGCCAGCUAACAACGAGGCCGUUAUUAUUCUGAGGUCAGCUAACUACCCUGGGGUUGCUAGGUGAA